Messenger RNA from Vicia villosa (hairy vetch), 1566 nucleotides. RefSeq names its product E3 ubiquitin-protein ligase RING1-like. Gene Ontology annotation, cellular component: cytoplasm. Gene Ontology annotation, molecular function: ubiquitin protein ligase activity. The coding region runs from base 237 to 1211 and encodes 324 amino acids. Lineage: Eukaryota; Viridiplantae; Streptophyta; Magnoliopsida; Fabales; Fabaceae. The transcript has 2 exons. The record is from RefSeq and is a predicted model, not a curated record. Gene Ontology annotation, biological process: protein ubiquitination.
AAACAUGAUAACAUAAAAAUUGGGUGAACCAAACCAGAGAAUAUCAAUCAUCAAUAGUAACAUACAAAUGUAAAGGAAUAUCCCUUUCUUGUUGUGGCUUCAAUCCAAAGCCAUCCCUUUCACCCUUUUUCUCCUUCCUCAAAACUCACAUAUAAAAUACUUUCUCCAAAUUCUUAUUCAUUCUUCCUGAACAAUAAACUCCAACUUCCAUAUAACCUUUUCAUCUCCUCCAUAUCAUGUCCCUCACGGGCCGGCCUCGUGUUAUCGUCAACGGUGUUCGAAGAAUGAGAACCUUUCAUUAUUUCUGGUGUCUCAACUGCCAACGUACUGUCAGAAUACCAUCAACUAAUACUUUUACAGAUUAUGGCUCUUUCUGUCCAUAUUGCUUCCAUCAAUUGCGAUAUGAACUUGAUAUAUCAAGGCCAAGGCUUCUCAUGAAUGAUCCUAAUAACAUGAACCCUCCUCCUACUACUAAUCAGUUAAUGGGUAGCUUAGCUUUCAUUCUUGAUCCAUCUUUUAGAAGACAAAACAACACAACAUUACAGUGGGAAACCGAACAUGAACAUGAUCAAAAUCAAAAUCGGAAUCCACAAACAUGGAUUACACUUCGAUUCGUAAGACCAAUUCGUCUACCAAGGCCUAUUGUUCCACCGCCACCGCCACCACCACAAAACUUGGUUCCUCGACUCAACGACAAUAACACCCCUUCAUUAGAUGAGCUCUUUGAUGGGAUGAUUCACAACAAUAGUAGACCAGGGCCGCCUCCUGCGUCACCGUCGGCCAUUGAAGCCUUACCAAUGGUGAAAGUGACAGAAGCUCAUUUGGCAAGUGACCCGAAUUGUCCAAUAUGUAAAGAUGAGUUUGAAGUUGAUUUAGAAGUGAAAGAGUUACCAUGCAAACAUUUCUACCAUUCUGACUGCAUUCUCCCGUGGCUUCGCAUGCACAACACUUGCCCUGUAUGCCGCCACGAGCUACAAGGGAUUGAUAAUAGUAACAAUGCUAAUUACUACUCUUUUCACAAUGAAAAUGAGUACGACGUCGGAUUCAUUGGAUUUGAGGAACUUACAAGCAGCUUUAUCUGGAUUUGGAGCCAAUUUACUUCGAUUUGGCCUAUCCGUGCAGUCCUAGAUUGGACGCGGUCCCGUUUCAAUCACCAUGCCCAAGCUCGUAGUAGAAGUAACUCUUGGUGGCGAGCAUUGCUCAUUCCGUAGCUUCGUCUGUGAGAUCUCAAACCGAAGCCUGCCUGGUUUAUAAAUUAUGAUGUAGGAAUUAUUUCAUUGGUUAUGGUAAUUCCUUUGCUUCACUAUUAUGUGAUGCUCAUUAACAAUGCUGCACUAACUUAAUCUUUCAACAAUCAGGCUUUUGGCCACUGUAAAGUGCAAAUUAUAGUUACACUGGAACUUAGUGGAUAAGACUCAGGUGUAUAUAUAACAUAUGUGCAUGUCACAUGCAAAAAGUUACACUAAAUAAAUAUUUUAAAAGAUUGAAUGUUUUCUAUAUUGUUAUUAAGACAUAUACUCAGAAUAUAUUCCAACCUGUAUUAUUAUUUUAUAAACAUUAUUAUGA